UCUUGCUUUGCGGCUAGCAAGUGUGAACGAUUUGCGGUCAGUCUGUCAGCGGAGCUUGUUUGACACGUUACGUAUACGCCGCGUUGACCGCUGAUCGUUUGCUGUGUGGCUAUUCGACUGUUCGCGGCUGCACGUGUUGGUUUGAUUUCUUCUCUUUUUGUGCUUUCCGUCGUCUAAGGACUUGUGCGCAGUUUUGAGUCAUACAAAAGCCGGAACGCAUACGUCAACGUGACAGUCGCAACAAAAACGCACUCCACUAUUGUGCCGCACAGAACGCAGAGACACGUGAACUCGUGGCGGCUGCCAGCAUCGCCGUCGCAGCUCCAGAAUUGCUGGAGUCUGCCGACGAGGAUGGCUUUACGCCGCUUCACUUGGCUGUUAUUCAGGGCAACUUGGCGAUGGUCAAUUUGCUGCUGGCGAAUAAAGCCGACGUGAAUGCGGUCGAUAACGAGGGCCACUCUGUGGUGCAUUGGGCGACGGUUUGCGGUGAGGUGGAGGCUUUGCGUUCGGUGUUGGCGGCUGGUGCGAAUAUUGCGAUUCCCGAUUUGAACGGUGGCACGCCGCUACAUUACGCGGCGCAGAUGUGUGGCGCCAGUGUUGACAACAAAGUGGGUCAGGCUAAUGCCACUAAGCUGGCACUGGAGAUACUCGGCAUACUGCUAGCGCACCCGCAUUCCAGUGUUGACGUACAGGACAAAGACGGACGUCAGCCGCUGUUGUGGGCCGCUUCGGCGGGUUCCGCGAAGGCCGUCAUUGCGCUGGUGAAGGCUGGUGCACGUGUGGAAAGCGCAGAUAAAGAUGGUUUGACGGCGCUGCACUGUGCAGCCUCACGCGGGCACACCGAAUGUAUUGACACUCUGAUAAGUCUUUGUGGCGCACCAACAGACCUGAUUGAUUCGAACGGCUGUACGGCCCUACAUUACGCUGUGACACUGGGCCAUGCAGAUGCCACCGCACGUCUGCUCGAUUUGGAUGCCGAUCCGAAUCGGCAAGACCGCAAGGGACGCACACCAGCGCACUGUGGCUGUGCAAAGGGACAAUUUGAAACGGUUAAACUGCUGAAGGAACGUGGCGCUAAUUUGUGGCUACGCAAUGCUAAGGGCGACUUGCCGGUGCAUGAGGCAAGCUCAUCGGGUCGACGUGAGCUCGUCGAGUGGCUGUUGGAACAGCGACCCAAGCAGGUGAAUACCACAAGCAAUGACGGGCGCAGCCUCCUGCACAUAGCGGCAAAUAAUGAUUACACUGAUGUGUGUAAAAUGCUGCUGGACUAUGGCGGCGAUAUCAAUGCCAUAUAUCGCAAUAGCAAAGGUGUUGUCUACACCCCGCUCGACUGCGCUUUGCAGAAGGGACAUCGUGCAACUGCCAAGUUUCUGCAGUCGCAUGGCGGUUUGCCAGCCAGCAAGCUGCGCUUGGCAGCACGACGGUCGAAUCCAUUUCAUGAGGUCAGCACCGAUAUGGUGCGCCCGCUGCGGUAUGUGGAGAAGGAGGAGCUGCAUGAUUUACAAAACUCGAAGAAGUAUGUUGUCUACCUGAAACACUCGGACUCGGAUGUCGGUGGUGGAGAGGGUGAUAGUAAUUGCAGCUGCCACGAGCGAACCUAUCGCAGAGAACAAAAGUUUGCGCAUACUUGCCGACGUCAUCAGCACAGUAGACGACGGGAAACUCGACGACGCACCAGUAGUUGUGGUGAGCCGAAAAAUUGUCACCAUCAAGACAGCGGUGAAAUUGAUAUUUGCCGCUCUAAAAGUAAUAUUGAGAUAAGGCGUCGUAAGUCACGUGAGCGUUACGCAAGCUCAAGCGAAUGGGAGGAUAGAGUCGAUGAGUACAAUGAAGACGACGAAGAUUCGUGUGAGAAUUGCUGUUAUCACAAACGACAGAAACAGCGUGUUAUACGUAGAAAGUCAAUAUCAUCACGACGUUCGAAGGAGCGCGAUGGACGAGAUCGUGGCAGUGAGAAAGAGUCUUCACCAGAGAAAAGUAAAGUUAGAGAGGUUGAAGUGGUACGCGAAGGCGAAGAGAAAGCGUCAGAGCCGAAGGAGGAGUCAGCAACAGAGCCAAGUAAUGGUAAAGAAGAAGCUGCAGAAAGAGAGAGUCGCCCAGAAUCGGCAACUACGCGCACUCCAGUUAAUACGCCUGGUAAAGCAGCUAAAGAAGCAACAUUUAUUAAGUUCACACAGUCAACUGAAACUCAAUCUAUGGAACUAACGGAUGAAGAUGGUAAGCCAGCAGCCGAGCUAGUAACUACUCAAGUAGAUGUUCAUCAGGAAGCAGACGAUGCUUCUGUACAGCAGCAGCCCGAUACAGAAGAAAAGAUACAAGCAGCAGUGGUUAGAGAUGAGUCGGAAGACAUGACCAAGCUGGCUGAAGAGAUGAAAAAGGAAGUCGAUCAGGUGAUGAAAAUCGCUGCGUUGGCGCUCGAAAGCGAUGCACAAAAUGGUGAAAAUAAUAAAGAGAACGGAGAUCAGAAUGGAAAGCCGGUGAAUGAAGAGAAUAAAGAGUUAGUAGAAUCAGCUGUGGAGACCGUGGAAACAGAAGUUGUGAAAAUUGAUGCACCAGCUACACCACAACCUGAAGAAGCCAUUAAAAUUGUACCUAAUGUAACCGAAACUCCAGCAACGCCAAUACCAACACCAUUGCCAAGUCCCAUACCUGAAGCAACAGCUGAAGAGCCUCCUACUUCAGCUGCUGCCACCACUACGCCAACUCAACCCGAGGAACCACCGUCCAAUGCUACAGACACUAAACCAUCUGAAACUUUAACAGCACCAGAUACCACUGGAACAGAAACGGCAGCACCAGCUGAAACCAAAGACUCAGCUGAAGUGGCUGAUACUUCCAAAACCGUACCAACUGCUGCAGUUACUUCCGAAGAAAAGCCCACACCAGAACAACGAACACUUCCGUCUAACACUACUUCCGUUCAGCAACCAACACAAGUUGAAACACAAAAACCGUCCCGUGAAUUAGAACCCCGACGUUCAUUCACCUUAUUACCGUCUGAUUCAGCCGAAGAUGAGGGUACUGAAGAAGUUGUGCGCAAAUCAAGCUUCCAAAUUUUGAAAAGUGAUGAGUCCGGUGGCGAAAGUGGCAGACACCAAGAUGAGCUCGAGCUCAGCGACUCACAAGUCUUUAAAAUAGUUACCGAACCACAACUACGUUUGGGCAAACCAUAUCUGGAAACAGAAGCAAGCUCAAUGGAUGACGAGCAUAGGCAAGCUGCCGCCGCCGACUAUGAGCCGGAUGAAGAUCACAUCGAUGAAGAUUACGAUAAUGAUGAACUUAAGAAAACUACCGGUGGCGUGCUCAACCGUCACGGUGUCGGUAACGCGGAUGGUGCAUUGCCAACCAGCGCCGUACUCGGUGUCUACGAUUACUCCAACGGCCGUAAACGUCGUCUCAAGAAACGUGUGCGUAGUGGACCGAAAACACGUAGCAAUUGGAAAACCAAAACAGAUAUAACCGAUGGAGAUGGCGAGCAAACCGGCAGCUAUGCGCAUGCAGCACAAUCUAGCAAAGAUCAGGAUUCCGGUUUCGAACCAAGUCCACGUGCGUCGAAGAGUAAAAUACCGACGCCAAGGAAUAUCUAUACAGCACAUGUGCCGCGGCGACACAUCUACGCCACACUUGAUGGCCGCUCUUGUAGUAGUCGUUUGGAGGGACGUAAGCCGGGUGAACGGGGUGCCUGCGACAUGUCCGCAGUGACCCGUUCCAUACAACGCAACAUCAGAAGGUAUUACAUGGAGCGUAAGAUCUUCCAACACCUGCUGGAAUUGAAGUCACUACAAAUACGCUCCACCAAACUGAACGAGGCGGUGCUGGUGAAGCGCGCCGUUGACGAUUACCACAAAUCAUGUGCGGCUUUGGGUGGUGAGACGGGCACACGCUUGCGGCGCUAUCCAUUCAGCGAGUACACAUUCAAGAAUUUCGAGUUGUUCCUCUACGAAACACUGAAGGCACUGCAGAAGCCGGGCACCUAUAAUUUCCAGAAUAUCAACGAGGUUUACGAGGAGGCGGAACGCCGUUUGAGUCCCGAUUACAACGCUUACGAGAAGGCUCUACAGUGCACCACCAAGACCCACCGCUGUCUGCAUGCGGCACACGCCUACACUGGCAUACCGUGCGCCGCUUACAUACCCAUGAUGAACCAUCACACGAUGCCGAAGUUCGGCUUUGGCGCGUACAAGAAGACCGGUGUGGGGAGUUUCUAUCUACCGAAGAUACUUACCAGCGGCGGCUGCGGUGGCACGGGCGGCGCGGGUGGCUGUGGUGGUGGCGGCGGCAAAGUUGCGCUGGAGCUAUCGCAUGGCAAGAGCAAACAACUUAUUUCACUGCCCUCGGACAAGUUGGACAGCAAUAAACGUUACUACGUCACAUUCACGGUGAAGGAGUCGGCCGGCGGUGGUGGCGGCAGCGGCACCGGUGGUGUGGCAGGCGCCGCAACUGCUGGUGGUGGUAGUGGUGCGGAUGCCGCCGGUGUUGCAACCGAUAAACAGGCAACUGGCGGAUGUUGCGGUGGCAACGAUGCAACCGGAAAGUAGAACAACAAACAACAACACUCUCUGCAUGCUGAACUGCAACGCCAACGCCACGCACUUCCACAACAGCCGGACAAGUUAAUAACAAACGGAAAUCAAAUGCAAUAAUGUCGUGUGCACUUCCUCCGCGCGGGUGUUGCUCCACCGGGUGGCCAGCAAGCGGAGCGAGUUGAGUUGAGAGAGGGAGAGUUUUGAUAGUUUGUAUAUGGUAUGUGGGGCGGUCAUGUCAUGUUCGUGAAAACGCUAAGCAGCGCUGCGUUUAAAACUUUAUUUUUUGAAAGCUGCCAGCAUGCAACAACAACACACACAUGCACACAUGAAUAUGAAAGAAGAAGGGGGAAUACAGCGAAAAGCGCGGAUUUAUUGCUUCAUUGGUUGCAGUUCAACUUUAGCCAUUUUCUCUUUACUUUGCUUUAUUUUUACAGUUAUUCUACUUUGUUAUUGUUUUCGGUAUACAACAAAAUAUUGAUACCCUACUCGUUGGUUUUGGUUACACAAAUGUGAUUUUCGCCAAUUUUGAGUUAAGCUCUUUAUGAGCUCAAUUAUAUCAAGAUUAUCAAAUAUAUUUAUAUUUUAAAUUAUAUCAGUUAUGAAGUGAAAGAGUAUUACACUGGUUGCUUAUACCGUCCAAAGUGUCAGAGACUUAGUUUAUCUCAAAAAUUCCGCAAAUUUCAUUUCGUUCAAUUUGUUGGAGAUUUUUAUUUAUUUUAAGUCAAAAAAACUACUGAAAAAUGCCAGCUUAGCAUUUUACUAAUACACAAUGUAUUUGUGUAUAUUUGUAUGUGGAGCAGUAGUACUUUAGCGUCCAGUAUGAUUUUAUUUGUCUCUCUCUCUUGGCUUGCUUAGUUGUGCUUAAAAGUUGCUAAAUUCCUUUGGAAACUCGGUCACUUCAUUAAGAAGUUGUUGCAUUGCUCGAAGGACAAUGCUCUAAAAGUUUUAUUUACGCAGCAAAAGUGAAGCUUGUUGCCUUUAAGUAAAAUAACUGUUCGACUGCCGAGCGUGCUUUGAGAGUUUAAUUUUUUGAUUUUAGAAGAUUUUUAUUUUUAUAUAUAUUUUUCAAUUAGUUAAUUUCUUAGUUUAGUAAACUAAUUAAGUGGUCAAUCGUGUAUCUUUUGAUUGAUGACUUCGAUUUUUAAAAGGAAUAUUAUUUUUGGCAGAUCUUCACAUUAAAUUUGUAGAUACAGACAGAGGAAAAUCUGAUUUAAGUGCAAAAGAAUUAGUGAAUUAGGAUAUCCCUUAAGGAAAAUAUGAACUGGUCAGUAUGAUUUCUAACAGAAAAUCUUUUAAACUUCGAAUUACGUUCGAGCUUUUGUGCUGAGUCGAAGUUUAUGUAUUUCUAGGGUUCUAUAUGCUGAUUGAGAAUUAUAGAUUUUUGUAAUAUGACAUGAUCAGUUGAGCUGCAGGUCCGUACUAUAUAAAAGCUUUAUGGACGACUUUCGAUUAUUCCAAAAACAUCAAAUGUGUUGGAUUUAAACACACUAGGUUUGAUUAGCCGUGUGUUCUGUUUAGAUCAGUUGAAGUGGCAUUUCGUUCUCACUGCAGUUAGUGACGAUUCCAAUGAUAAUAUUAGACCAUAUUUUUUUGAAAUCCAAUAAUAUUAAUACAACACACCACAAAGCGAACGAAAAUAUUGACCAAAUGGCAUUGGUAUGUAAUUAUGAACGAACAACUGGUAUAAAUGAAAUAGACCAGUAUAAUCAAAUAGCAAUAGAAUAACAAGCUUUUAUACCGUUAUACACUCUCUUGUAUUGAAUUCGUAGGUGUAAUUUUGUUAUUGACAAAUUCAAUAUGUUAGCAGGAGAGCAGUGUUGCACUGCUACUUAUUCUUCCAAGAGAUUUUUGAUUUUUAAUUUCAUGAAACAUUUAUGUUGACGUGAGAAAUGUUCGUGAAAAUUUUAGGUAAUUUUUUUCAAAGUAAAAUCUCCUCGAAUAUUAAAAUAUUCUUCUUUUUUAUUGGGUUUCUUGAACGGAAAUAUUACAAUGAUGAUAUAGAAUGUUUGAAAUCUUCUACUAUUACAUUUUUAAGGAAUUUUUUUCGGCAUUUAGAUGUAGACUAGCUUUUAUUUCGCUCGGAUAUUUAUACAAAGAUCUUGUCAACUUUUUAAAACUACCUAACCGAGAUUUGGUAACUUCGGAGAGACGUUGGAUAAAAAUUCGAAAAUUUUUUUUUAAAUUUUGUUAUUCUUCAAUAUAUAUUUAUUUAUGCUUUCAUAAAAUAUAAAUUGAAACCCUACUCUCUUAAUAGUCACAAAAUUAGUGUGAAGCUCUCUUUGUAAGUUUGAAAAGUUGACUCUUAGCGAGAGUCUUUUGUAGCACACUGUAUGCUUCUAAAUUGAUAGCUCAUUGAUAAAUUGGUUUGUAAUGAAUAGUUUGAUUUGUAAUUUAUUAUUCCUUCAAGAUGCUAAAGCUGACCUCGAACAACUAUGUUUUAAGCCUGUCAUUUUUAAUAACGGUUAAUUUAUUGUUACUAAGUGGCAUCAAUAAAGAACUGCAAUUUAUGAAGCACUAGAUUUAAGCAAACUAAUCAGCAACAAAAAAAAAAUAAAUAUUAAAACCGACAUAUAAAAAGCAAUAACCGAUGGAUAUAUACUUGUAAGAGUAUAUACCUACAUAUUUACUAUGUAAUUGGAAGUAAUGCAAAUGCGGUGCACAAAUAUAGUAAUUAAGUGUAAUAAUUGCAUUUUAAUAAUAUUCUUGAAAGACAACAAUAAAAACAACAAUAAUAAAUUAUUCUUAAUUAACAAUGAAAUCUCCAAUUGAAAAGUGCUGCUAAUCGAAAGCAACUGCACAGUUAUGUUCUUUAUGUAUAUGUAAUUGUAACCUUAAUGUGAAUCAUACUUGUAGUUAAUUGUAAUUGUAAUAUUUUACAAAUAAAAUGGAGAAAAUGAAAAUAAAUUGCC
This is a messenger RNA of Zeugodacus cucurbitae (melon fly), 7435 nucleotides long. Its product is annotated as protein phosphatase 1 regulatory subunit 12B. Bases 399 to 4538 code for a protein of 1379 amino acids. The record is from RefSeq and is a predicted model, not a curated record. The transcript has 8 exons. Gene Ontology annotation, biological process: protein localization to ciliary inversin compartment. Gene Ontology annotation, cellular component: ciliary inversin compartment. Lineage: Eukaryota; Metazoa; Arthropoda; Insecta; Diptera; Tephritidae. Gene Ontology annotation, molecular function: protein binding.